Rubroshorea leprosula is the source of this 5118-nucleotide messenger RNA. Lineage: Eukaryota; Viridiplantae; Streptophyta; Magnoliopsida; Malvales; Dipterocarpaceae. The record is from the annotation of a GenBank genome assembly.
AAUUGGCAGCCUUAAUUGAUUCAGAAGCCCCUUGAUUGCAACAAAACAUUAUCUACUCCCUCGGACAAAGUCAAGUCUUUCAUCUUAACCACCAUAAUGGGAUAUCUAGUUGCUAGAUUAUCUACACCGAGAACCUUUGUUUCAUGCCCAUGGUGAUCUCAGCCACAUUUCGUAGCCUUCCACAAAUUCUGUCUUCUGGUAGCCAACAGUCAUAAAAAGGGGAGGAAAAUAAGGAGAUUAGAUUAAAGUAUUAAACAGCAAGUAGCAAAAUACAACAUGAUUAAUCUUUGGUACAAAUAUGGCGAACUCAAAUGUUCUCUCUCUAACUUUUCGCUCUCCUCAAGAGAAGGAUCAGCUUGAUCGAAGUGUGAAAAGGAUCAAGAAUGUUAAUCUAAUUGCUAUUGCUCCAUCUAGAGAAGAGCAUAUGGCGGAAGCUGCAGCCAAUCCCCAGUCCUAUAGAGACAAACUGAUCUACGAUGGCUCUUUCGAAACUCUCGAUGAGGACCUUUCUUUUGAUGCCAUUCCCGAAUAUCUUGAUGAAGACUCGGAUAUCGACGAUGAUCCAGAUGACCCGACGCCAAUAAUCCUCUUCUCCAAAGAGGAAAAAAGACGCAUGCGCGAACCAUGGAAAAAUGCUCUUAUUGUGAAAACCUUUGGCAAGCCAGUGGGUUAUAAUUUCCUUUACGGGAGUCUCAAAGCCCAAUGGAAACCAGCAGGUAAAUGGGAUUGCAUUGAUUUAGGAUAUGACUUUUUUCUUGUUCGUUUUCAGGUACACGAAGAUCUCAGUAAGGUCAUCAAUGGUGGCCCCUGGUUCAUUGGUACAAACUACCUCACUAUCAGACCAUGGGAACCAAAUUUUAAGCCUGAAAAUGCCACUUUCUCGCACACAGUGGUCUGGGCACAGUUGCCAGGCCUUUCAGCAGAAUACUAUGACAAAAUCUCCUUGCAACGUAUUGGCAACGAAAUCGAAACUCUUCUCCGUGUUGAUGCCCAUAUAGCACACCAUACACGUGGACAAUAUGGUCGUGUGUGUGUUAGAAUAGAUUUGAAUAAACCCCUUGUAAAGCUUCUCAGAUUGGGCAAAAUUCGUCAGAAAGUUGUUUAUGAAGGGAUUAGGGGACUUUGCUUUGCGUGUGGUCGAAUUGGCCAUCGCAAAGAGGUUUGUACCUUUCAGUCUAGGCCAUCUGCAACUGCUAGUGUCAUCAAUUUGGAUCUCCAGAACCAAGCAAACUUUAAUGAAGAUGCUGAAAUCAAUGUCACGGGUUGUCACAAGCCGGAGGCUUCAACCUCCACAGAAGGGGCAGGAGGCAUCCAAAGUGCUAGCAACAAUCAUGUCCCUAACUACACUGCAGAGCCUAGGCAUAUUCGGGAAAAUCAAUUUGAUGAAUUUGUCAAGGUUGGUAGAACUAACGGUACACCUGCAGGAGCAUUUAAUGUGAAAACUCAAUUCAAACCUGCUAAACAAACGGUUCUAAAAUCAACCGUUACGAACUCUACGUCUAGCCAUAUGGAUACAGGCCCAAAGAGGGAUUCUAUAUCCAGAAGUUCUGCACCUAGUGGGAAAGAGAUUGGGGCCUCACCCAAGACAACAAAUGAAGAUUUUGGCACAAGCGGGAAUGUGGGCCAAAGCAACAACCCAACAAAGGCCUUUAUUCCAACAGAGACCAUCUCUAGCCUAAUGUCUUGGCCUUGUAAACUUUUUUCCAAUGCUCCAGCAAGCCUUGAAGCUGCGUUGCUCACUGUUAAAGAAAGAAUUAAAAAUCUGGAAUCAAGUUCCAACUUUACUUCUGCACCUUCAAUUUCCUCUAUUCUCCCAAAAUCUUCUUCAGAUAUAAGAAAUGAGCGAUCCAGUAGCAGCUUCACCAAUUCCCCAGCUCAGCCCCAAUUUGAAAGUCCUACUAGUCAACAACAACAAUGUGAUUUCAUUGAAGGAAGCCUUAGAGCUGUUAUUAUCAAGGGAGGAGAAAAUACACCCGAUAUGGAAGGAGAGGGAUCUAUUCAAGGCUUGGCGCAGUCCUCUCCUAACUCUCAAAUCCAUAGAUCCUUUUUCUUUUCUAAGCUCAGUGCCAGCUUUGAAGGAAGAUUCGAUAGCUAUGGUAGAUCAAUGCAGUACUCAAAAGCUAGAGUUCACUACCGAAGGAGCAAGCAUAGAAGAGAUAAAGGGCCCUACCCAACCUCUGAAAUUUCUAGCCCAAGCAUGGCAGGAACAUCUCCAAAUCUCCGAUAUGAUGGGCAAGAUGGAGACAAUCCAUGUUAUCAUCAAGUCCUCAAUAUUGCUGGGGACGGAGGAGAUGGAUUACGAAUGCCUGAUGCUUCCGUGUCACUUUUCGGGGGCCAAAAUGAUGCUGUUGCACAGGGAAACUCAGGAAUCGUUAUGCUCUCUUGGAAUUGUCGCGGUGCGGCUAAAAUGGAGUUCAAUAGGCGCAUGAGAAAUUUGAAGAAUCAACAUUCUCCCUCAAUUAUGCUGAUUCUUGAAACAAAGCUCUCUGGCCAGGAUGCUAGGAAAGCUGUGGCUGAAUGUGGAUAUCCUUGUAGCCAUGUAGUUGAUUCAGAUGGUAAGGCUGGUGGUCUCUGGUUAUUGUGGGAUGAUAAUGAAGUGUGUGUCGAUGUCGUCACCUCAACUUUUCAAGCAAUCCACGCAAUUGUCCAGAAGCGGAUUCUCAAUGCUAGACUUGAAGGCAUUCAUCAUUCCCUUUCACGAAAUCCUUCCAGUUUUCUUACUUCUUUAGAGAAGGAGCUUACUCUUGAAUAUGUGAAGGUCUUGAAAUUGGAGGAAGAUUUAUGGUUUAUGAAAUCCAGGUCUAACUGGAUUGUUGAUGGGGACCGUAAUUCCAAAUUCUUCCAUUUAUCUACCAUUAAGCAUCGGAAUCAUAAUAGAAUCUUCUGCCUUCGUACCUCGGAGGAGGAUUGGAUUUGUGAUCAGCAGGCUAUUGUUGAUCUUAUCAGAAAUCAUUUUAUGCAUCUCUUUACCUCUUCUCUUGAUUUCUCUUAUCAUGAUUCCUUCUCUAAUCUGGGAGUUGGUAUCUCGGAAUCCCAUGACUUAAGUUUUCUGGACAACCCUCCUUCUGAUGAAGAGAUACAUAAUGCUCUUUUUGGUCUUAAGCUUUUCAAGGCUCCUGGACCUGAUGGUCUUCAUCCUGGUUUCUUCCAGAAAAUGUGGGAUUCAGUUAGGAGUAUUUUGUGUAGUGACAUUCACAACACUUUCUCCUCGGCUUCUCUCCUUGCUAAUUGGAAUGAGUGUUUAAUUACUCUUAUUCCCAAAACUAAAGCUACUGAAACAGUUCAGCAGUUUCGUCCUAUUGGUCUAUGUAACGCUACCUAUAAAAUUAUCUCCAAGAUUAUUGUGAAUAAGAUGAAACCUGCUUUAGAUGAUUUGAUAUCUCCUUGCCAGGCUAGCUUUGUUCCUGGUAGAAAUGGUAUUGAUAAUGUGCUCAUCCUGCAGGAGCUUGUUCAUUCCUUUUCUAAGAGAAAAGGUCGGGUGGGUGAUAUGGUGGUUAAACUUGAUCUCGAAAAGGCCUAUGACAGGCUUGAAUGGAGCUUCAUUAGAGAAGCCUUAACUUUCUUCAAGUUCCCACCAAAAUUCAUAUCUCUUGUUAUGAGUUGUGUUUCCUCUUCUUCUAUUUCAAUUUUGGUUAAUGGGAAUAAAACUGAUGCUUUUCUUCCUUCUAGAGGCAUCCGUCAGGGUGAUCCUAUCUCACCUUACUUGUUCAUCCUGUGCAUGGAAUACCUUUCUAUCAAACUUUCCAAUGAUAUGGCUGAAGGCAAAUGGAAGGGUUCUAAGGCGGGUAAGCGUGGUCCUACUUUAUCUCAUAUGUUUUUCGCUGAUGACUUAGUUUUUGUAGGAAAAGCUACUCUUACCAACGCACAAUAUCUUAAGGAUACUCUAGAUUUCUUCUGUUCUCGGUCUGGGCAAAUGGUCAACAAUGCUAAAUCUAAGAUUUUAUUUUCAAAAAAUGUUGAUCAAAUCACUAGAGACAACAUUAGUCAAAGCUUGGGAUACCAGCAGACGAAUGAGCUUGGCAAAGCCACUCUUGUGUCAUCUGUUCUUGCCUCCAUUCCAAAUUACUUCAUGCAGGUGAUGUGGCUUCCCUCUUCUGUCCAUAAAGAAAUUGACAAAAUUUCUAGGAAUUUUUUAUGGGGUUCUGUUGUUGACCAACGCAAGAUUCAUCUUGUGGAUUGGGAUACUAUCUGCAAACCCAAAUCUCAUGGUGGCCUUGGAAUUCGUUCUGCUCGUAAUGCUAACACUGUUGCUAUGAGCAAACUCAACUGGAGAAUUCACACAGAAAAGGACAAAAUGUGGAGAGAGGUGUUGGUUAAGAAAUACAACAUCAAUGACCUCCGUUUUGCUCCUUCCUCUUCUGCCUCUCCAGUUCUUAAAAAUUUAUCUAAAGGUACUCCACUUUUUACUUCCGGUAUUAAAUGGGUCCCUCGUAAUGGUCUCUCGAUUCACUUUUGGACCGAUCACUGGGUCGGGAAAGCAUCUCUUGAUUCUAUUUUAUUUGGUCCCUUUGAUAGAAACACCUCUAAGAUCCUUCUUAUGGAUGUUUUCCAAGAGGGUGUUCUUGAUUUUGAUACCAUUGGGUAUCAUAUUCCCCAAGAAUUGAGUAUGCAAAUCCUUGCUGUUCCCAUGUUAAACUAUCAUUCUGAUUCUGAUAUUUUUUCUUGGAAGGAAGAAUCCAAUGGUAUCUUCUCUUCUUCUUCGGCCCACAAAAUCCUUACUUCUAAGGAUUGCCAGGUGAAUGAUAAUUGGAAUUGGAAGUGGAUUUGGAAAACCCCAACCCUCCCAAAAAUCCAAAUGUUCUUGUGGUUGCUUGCUCAUGGUAAAAUAAAAACUCUUGAGUAUCUCCAUCAUCUUAGCAUUGUUGAUAAUCCGACAUGCAUGAUAUGUAGGAGACAAACGGAGUCUAUUGAUCACGUUUUUAGAGAUUGUCCUCAUGCUGUUGCUGUUUUCAAUAAAUUAUCUCAUGCUUUUGCUAACAGCCAUAAUGCUAUGAACUUUAGGCAUUAGCUGUUUGAGCAUUCUCACAACAGUUCUCUUAGCCCUUUUUUCAACAUUCCUUGGGCUGUUAUAUUUUCCUUUGCUAUUUGGGUUCUUUGGAAUCAAAGGAACCAUUUUUU